CUGCAUUGUCGAUUUGAUUCCUUUUCUUCAUGAUCUGGGCAUUGAUUCAUGUUUUCUCUUGUACAAGAAUGAUUUGAUUUUGGUUGUUGUUGUUUAUUUUGCAAAAUUUCAUUGUAGAAAGAUUGUAUAUAUGCAUAUGGAAACGUGAAAUUAUAAAGAGUUGGUGCAGCGAUGAGCAAAGAAGGCAGUAGUAGUGUGUAUAAGGCAUGGGAGGCUACGGUGCGCAAAACGCAGGCUGCAAGGAAGCGUGCUAAUAGCAUUUUUGGAAUAUCAGUGGACCAUGCAGACGAGGAUGAUCAUGAUCAUAGCAGUGACGAAAGUGAUUGUGGCCCUGAAGAAAUGAUAUAUAAUGCAGAUAGGAUUCUUGCCAAUGGAGACUACUACACCGGUUUUUGGUGCGAAAAUUUCCCUCAUGGCCAAGGCAAGUACUUGUGGACCGACGGGUGUAUGUACGUUGGAGAGUGGUUUAAAGGGAAAACCAUGGGGAAGGGCAGGUUCAGUUGGCCUUCCGGGGCUACAUAUGAGGGCGAAUUUAAAAGUGGGUACAUGGAUGGAAUUGGUACAUACACAGGGACAAAUGGUGACACUUACAAGGGACAAUGGGUUAUGAAUUUGAAACACGGACACGGUACUAAGCAUUAUUCAAAUGGGGAUUGGUAUGAAGGAGAAUGGAGACGCGGGUUGCAAGAAGGUCAUGGGAGGUAUCAAUGGAAGGAUGGGGAUAAUUAUACUGGGGAAUGGAAGAAUGGAGUGAUUUGUGGAAAGGGGUCAUUUAUUUGGAGUAAUGGGAAUUUGUAUGAUGGAAAUUGGGAAGAUUCGGUGCCUAAAGGGAAUGGGACUUUCAGAUGGCCUGAUGGGAGUGUUUAUGUAGGGAAUUGGAGUAAGGAUCCAAGUGAGCAAAAUGGGACUUAUUAUCCAUCCCAGUCAUCUCCAGAUGCCAAUCUUGAAUGGAACCCUCAAGAUGUGUACAAUGUUGAUUUGAAGGAUUGUAAAAUAUGUCCCGGGGAGAAGGUUUCGAUUUUGCCAUCGCAGAAGAAGCUUGCGGUGUGGAGAUCAGCAAAGGGUGAAAGUGUUAAGCCAAGAAGAAUGUCAGUGGACGGAAGGGUAAGUGUAGGGUUGGAUAGACCAUUUGAUAGGCUGCAAAUGUGGGAUGGUGGGGAUCAUGAUCCACCUUGUAAUGCUGGUGAUCAUAGGCCUUCUACUGUGGGGGGAGAAUUGGUUGAAGAUUUGAUGGGUUUACAUGUGGAAGAUGGGAAUCAAAGGGGACUGGCAAUGAAGGUAUCUAAGACGGGUAGGAGACAAGGGGAAACAAUCAGCAAGGGGCACAAAAAUUAUGAACUCAUGCUCAAUUUGCAGCUAGGAAUCAGGCAUUCUGUUGGAAGACCAGGUCCAUCUGGAUCCCUUGACCUGAAGCCUUCGGCUUUCGACCCCAGGGAAAAAUAUUGGACAAGAUUUCCUCCAGAAGGCUCCAAAUAUACUCCACCACACCAGUCCUGUGAAUUUAAAUGGAAGGAUUACUGCCCUUUAGUCUUCAGGACUCUUAGGAAGUUGUUCAAGGUCGAUGCAGCUGACUACAUGUUAUCAAUCUGUGGGAAUGAUGCUCUUCGGGAACUCUCUUCUCCUGGUAAAAGUGGCAGCUUCUUUUACUUGACCAAUGACGAUCGCUAUAUGAUCAAAACUAUGAAGAAGGCAGAAGUAAAAGUGCUUAUGAGGAUGCUUUCGGCCUAUUAUAACCAUGUUCGGGCAUACGAGAACACUCUAGUGACUAAAUUUUAUGGUCUGCACUGUGUAAAACUAACUGGCCAACCUAUUCAAAAGAAGGUGCGGUUCAUCAUUAUGGGGAACCUUUUCUGUUCUGAAUACAAGAUUCAUAGGCGUUUUGACUUGAAGGGGUCUUCCCUUGGUCGAACAACAGAUAAGCCUUUGACAGAGAUUGAUGAAAUGACUAUCCUUAAAGACCUUGAUCUUAACUUUAUAUUCCGGCUUCAGAAGUCAUGGUUUCAAGAGUUUUGCAGGCAAAUUGAUAGAGAUUGUGAGUUUCUUGAACAGGAGAGAAUAAUGGAUUAUAGUCUGCUGGUUGGACUUCAUUUCAGAAAUACCUCAGCUGCCGGGGAUCUGAUUCCUUCUGGAGCCCUCACUCCCACUGAUGAAAAUAAGAGCGAUGGAACCCCCCGCCUUUCAAGAGCAGACAUGGAUCAGCUUCUGUUAGACCCAUCGAGGUGGGCUAGUAUUAAACUGGGGCUGAAUAUGCCAGCAAGAGUUGAAAAGACUGAGAGAAAAAGUGAUUGUGAGUUUCAGCUUGUGGGAGACCCAACAGGGGAGUUUUAUGAAGUGAUAAUGUUCUUUGGGAUCAUAGACAUACUUCAAGACUAUGACAUUAGCAAGAAGCUGGAGCAUGCAUACAAAUCCAUCCAAUAUGACCCAACUUCGAUCUCAGCCGUUGAUCCAAGACAAUAUUCAAGGCGCUUUCGUGAUUUCAUAUAUAAAGUAUUUGCUGAAGAGACUACUUGAAACCAAUUUCUUGUUUCUUCAGCCAUGUAGAUUAUAUUGUGUGCACAAACUUUCAUCCUUCGGAGAAAGCUUCUGUCCUUCGCAAUUUUUUGUUUUUUUUAAAUCAUAUAUUAAUUAUACAUACAAGGCCAUAGGUAGAUGUAUUAAAUAUUUCCUUUAAAUUAUAGAAAGAUGCUGUGAGCAGGAGCAGCAGUAGUGCAUUGUAAAUUGUAUCAGAAUCUAAAAUUUUCUGAUCAAUCUAUUCCAUUUGUCUCUUUCUUUGAGUUUGAGAGACAGAGAGGUUUCUGGGACUUGUAGCCUCUGUAUUGUAUACAGGAAAAAUGAAAUGGGAUUCUGAU
Prunus avium (sweet cherry) is the source of this 2849-nucleotide messenger RNA. Its product is annotated as phosphatidylinositol 4-phosphate 5-kinase 5-like. Gene Ontology annotation, cellular component: plasma membrane. The record is from RefSeq and is a predicted model, not a curated record. Lineage: Eukaryota; Viridiplantae; Streptophyta; Magnoliopsida; Rosales; Rosaceae. Gene Ontology annotation, molecular function: ATP binding; 1-phosphatidylinositol-4-phosphate 5-kinase activity. Gene Ontology annotation, biological process: phosphatidylinositol phosphate biosynthetic process.